Closterium sp. NIES-67 is the source of this 1228-nucleotide messenger RNA. The record is from the annotation of a GenBank genome assembly. NCBI's taxonomy places the organism in Eukaryota, Viridiplantae, Streptophyta, Zygnematophyceae, Desmidiales, Closteriaceae.
CUGCAACAAAAUGAAAGCCAUCGUGGAGGAACCACGUUCGAAACCGACCUUCCGAGUACCAUAUCAGCUAAGCCCCACAGAAUUAGCAAACAUGAAGAAACAGAUCGAGUAUCUCCUCGCCAAAGGACUCAUCCGACCAUCCACUUCUCCAUACACUGCCCCGGUACUCUUCACACCGAAACCGGACGGAAGCCUGCGCAUGUGCAUCGACUACCGGGCUCUCAACAAGCAGACCAUCAAGAACAAGUACCCAAUUCCACGAAUCGAUGAUCGGCUUGACCAGCUUCGGGGAGCCACGGUAUUUUCAAAACUAGAUCUGCGGUCCGGAUACUGGCAGAUACGAAUGGCGGACAAUUCUGUUCACAAAACUGCCUUCCGAACUCGGUACGGAUCGUACGACUAUCUGGUAACACCGUUCGGACUCACCAACGCACCUACGAUGUUCCAAGCAGAGAUAAAUCACAUCCUACGCCCACUCUUGGACGAGUGCGUGGUGGUGUACUUGGACGACAUCCUCGUCUACUUGUGGGACAUGCAACAACACGUCGAACACCUGCAACGCUUCUUCGAGAUUCUUCGACGAAAACCCUUCUACGUCAAACUAUCCAAGAGCGACUUCGCCCUUGAGAAAGUCCAAUUCCUCGGACAUAUCGUAAGCACUCAAGGAGUUCACAUUGACCCUAAGAAAAUCGAAGCCGUGCGUAUGUGGAAAACACCCGAGAACGUGAAGCCAUGUCAUCCGCAUACCAUCCGCAGACAGAGGGACAGACCGAGCGUCUUAACCAAAUUGUGGAGCAACUCCUCCGCGCAGCCUGCAAGGACGAAAUCUCCAAGUGGAACUUGCAUCUGCCCGUCCUUGAGUUUGCCUACAACAAUGCUACUCAUGCCGCUACUGAACAGACGCCGUUCUUCCUCUGUUACGAACGCCACCCACUCACACCUCAACAGCCAAACAUAUCAGCCACACGAGAAAGGCCGGAAGAUGUCAAGGCUCAAUGACGAUGUUCGUCUGCGAAACACGCAGCUUGAGGAGGAAGCACUUGCUUCUAGAGACGAACUUCAACGACAGACGGUGGUCACCACUACGUCGCUGAGGGCGGUUUGGGAAAAGGCUUUCCAACCUCAGGCUCGGAGCACUCCUUAAUUCCCCUCUUAAGCUAAUCAAAGCUGUGAUCAACAGCGAUGGGAAGAAGUGCUACAAGAAGGACACUGAGUUCGCACUUGCAUG